AUGGCGUCCUUAAAGUUGUCAGCUUUAAGUGUGUUUAGCCCUCGGAGUUUUAGUCGCAUUACAGCUGUUCUGACUCCAAAUAUAAAGAGACAUAUAUGUACUACUAUCUCAAUGCACAUGAAGCUGAAUGAGAUGAAACAUAUACUAAAGGAAAAUAAUAUCCCGGAAGCGGAUAAAAGGCAAAUAGAAAAAGAGGUUGAAGAAAUGACAAAGGAUUGGAUUACCACGGGUUAUCACCAUACUGACAAAAAAGAAGAUACUUUCCUAUCACAGUUUAUGCCUUUCGCUCUUCUUACACUCUGGAUUUUUCCGUUGUUUUUGUUUAUGUACUACUCUCCUAAUCGUAGUUUUUCUGAUUGGACUUGGAGAGAAGCAUAUUUGGAGAUAGAAAGACGAAGAAGAGAUGGCCUACCUCUUGUAGAUAAAGAUCUAAUCCCUGCUUCCCGUGUUCAGCUGCCUCCAGUUGAUCAACUCGACCCUGAUUUUAAGAUUAUUAUAUAA
Molecule: messenger RNA, 501 nt
Organism: Schistosoma mattheei
Lineage: Eukaryota; Metazoa; Platyhelminthes; Trematoda; Strigeidida; Schistosomatidae
Source: the annotation of a GenBank genome assembly